AUGGGGUGCAAGCCCAUCUGCAGCGUUCCAGUCAAGUUCUCCCAAUACCUGUACUUCGUCGGCUUCCUGCUGACGGCCAUCUCCAGCUGGCUGCUGCGGGACUAUGGCGGCAGCGCGCUGGACUGGAGCCCGCUCAACGAGGCGCGUGCAACAGGGGCCCGGACGGGACCCAGCCAGCCCAUCGCCGACAGCAGUCGGUGUGUGGACCCCUCCGACCCGCAGUCCACCGCCUGCCUUGGGCAGCAGGCCGCGAUGCGCAUCUCCUUUGGCACCUUCCUCUUCUUUGCCCUGCACCUGCCUACUGGCCCCUCAAGCGCCUGCUUCGCCAUGGACAACACCUCGGUCAACGGCUUUGGCCAGGCAGCCCGAGUCUUCUCCGGAAUCUUCAUCGUCCUGCAGCUAGUCAUCAUCCUCGAGUUUGUGUAUGUGGUGAACGAGUGGCUGCUGGAGCGCGAGAAGUGCGCCUUCACGCUGGUGGUGGCCACGCUCCUGAUGAUUGCCGGCUCCUUUGUGGGCAUCGGCUUCCUGUACCAUUACUAUGCGCCCUCCUCCUCCUGCAGCCUCAACAUCUGGUUCAUCACAUCAGCCAUCCUGUUCUUCCUCGUCUACGCGGGCAUCUCCGUGUCCCCGCUGCGCCACGACAGCGCAGGCCUGUUCACCUCUGCCGCCGUCUACGCCUACGUCACAUACUACGUCUGGUCGGCGCUCAACAGCGAGCCCGCGGACGACGCGUGCGCCGCCACCUCGGCCGGCGCCAACAAGACCAUCCAGAUCAUCGGCUUUGUGCUGGCCAUCCUGGCGCUGGGCUUCAGCACCAUGAGCAGCGGCGUGAGCAGCCAGGCAUUCGACCUGGCCAAGGGCACCGGCACCGACGACGAGCAGCUGCCCUACCGACCCGACUUUUUCCACCUGAUGUUCAUGCUGGCCGCCUGCUACAUGCUGAUGCUGUUUGUCGGGUGGGACCUCGCGGGCAGCGGCGGCGACUUCAACCUGGACCAAGCUCGCCUGCCCAGCGCUGCACUGACACAACCACAAAUGUGUUCGUUGUGUGCGCGGUUGUGUUUGGGGGCAGGCUGGGGCUCCACCUGGGUCAAGAUGGCGGCCAGCUGGCUGUGCGCCGCGCUCUACACCUGGAGCCUGGUGGCGCACCGCGUGCUGAGCGGCCGCGAGUUCUAG
Chlorella variabilis is the source of this 1176-nucleotide messenger RNA. RefSeq lists its product as hypothetical. The record is from RefSeq and is a predicted model, not a curated record. The transcript has 9 exons. Gene Ontology annotation, cellular component: membrane. The coding region runs from base 1 to 1176 and encodes 391 amino acids. Lineage: Eukaryota; Viridiplantae; Chlorophyta; Trebouxiophyceae; Chlorellales; Chlorellaceae.